GGCUUCCGAAAAGGAACCGGAAGUAGGCAGUGGCUGAGAGGUUUACCAAACUUGGUCCUUCUCCUGGAACUCAGGGCGUCUUCGUUUCUGGACGAAGCCAUCGGCGAUGUAAUCAUUUCCAGUUUUAAUUAUUAGUUACUCUAGUUACAAGAACAUUUCAUUUGGGCCAAUGAGAACCCUAUCUAAAUGAAAUAUUCGUAAUUAUUUUGUGAGUAGUACAAGCCAGGAAGUGCAAGAGCACAGGAUGUUUGCUUCCGUUAGGAAAGACAAUUUUUCAGAAAGACUGUCAGAGCCUGCAGAUCUGGAAAGAAGGGAUGCCAAAAGCCAGACUUUUGUUUCCAGGCGCUUAUCAGUGGAAUCACACUUACCAAUUGCACAAACGCAGCUGUUUCACCUUUUUAAUCUCAUCCCAGGAUUGGAAUCUUGUGAAGCUCAUCAAAGUGUUUACAAUAACCAUAGCUAUGCAGUGGUACAGUACAGUCGUAUUGCAUCAGCUAUCUAUGCCAAACAAAAACUACAUGGCUUUGAAUUUUCUUUUGGAAAUCGCCUGGCUAUUUCUUUCAUUGAAGAUGGAACAGACGAAACUGACCUUGCUAGAGAAAGAGCAAAGCACUUGGUGACUUCACAACUGUUAUCAAAGAUUGAGAACAGUAACUUACAUCCUCAACAUGUAGGGUCAAAUGAAUCCCAGAGCUCUUGUCGUCUUGAAACAGAUGCUGAGCUUCCAUUAAGCAAAAAAAUGAAAGCUCCCCCUGACUCUACGGUGCGAGAAAGACUUUUAAUUUUGUUUGAUCCCCGUCCCUUACCUCAGAACAUCUUGGAUAAUGUGUUAAGUCGAUUUGGAAAUUUUAUAAGUGCUUAUAUUAUCCCUGGGGAAAAUGUAGCAUAUGCCAUGUUUGCGGACAGAGCGAGUGCCGCAGAUGCUAUAGCUACGUUACAUGGAAAGACUGUAAACGAAGUGAAGUUGAAGGUGAGCCUAACUGAUUUACCCACAGAGGACUCCCAUAAACGUCAAAGAAUGUUCUGACCCGAGAAUAGAAAAUACCAACUGGACUAAUACAUUGCUGAGGAUAGUGACAAACAUUUUUUUGUGAAACCGAUUUAUCAGCUCACAUUUUUUGAAAAAACAACCGUUCUCAUUUGUCUUUAAGCAUGACAUUUUGUAAGCAAAUCAUCAGUCUAACCUGCAGACAUCAAGUGCAGUGUUUGGUGAAUUUAGGCUUCUAAUAUUAAAAGCCUCAUGAAGGGGGGGGGGUGGUGGAUGAAUGACAUUGUUAAUUGCUGGUGGUUCUGCUAAUCCUAAAUAAUACACAGACACUUUGGGUAAAAAGAGAGUAUAUAGUUCAUAUGCUAUCUAUCAAUUUUUUAAUAUGGAAGACUGUGCUUGUAACCUUUGCCUACUCGUAGUUGAAAUGUGUGGGGGUUUUUUAGAAAACUGUUUUCAGUUAUAUUUUACUUAAUAAAAGUGGGAGUAGAAUAAA
Molecule: messenger RNA, 1481 nt
Organism: Anolis sagrei ordinatus
Lineage: Eukaryota; Metazoa; Chordata; Lepidosauria; Squamata; Anolidae
Product: RNA-binding protein 45-like
Molecular function (GO): RNA binding
Source: RefSeq, a predicted model, not a curated record